CACACUUGCACGCAUAUUGCAACUAACGUUAUAUGAGUCGUUAGUCUCAUAAACAGGCAAUAAAGCAAAAUGACCAGCAAGUUUAAUUCUGUUUUUUAGAGGGCUAUGGCCAUUCUCGAUAUAUGUAAAACCGAACAUAGGGAGCUCGACUCGGCCAUGCGCGGGCUGGAGACGACCCUCCGGCAAGCGCACGAGGAACACUCAGCAAGGUGCGACGCCUCGUGGAAGUUUCAGGGCGAAAGUCUUGCCAGAACCUGCCUCGGGUACCUGAUGAUGAGCUCUGACGCAAGGGCGAAACUCGCUGCCGAGAAGAGGAUGUACAUCCAGGCGCUGCAGCAGGAAAUUGCCCGUGUGACCACUAUCUUGGGAUCGUUCCCUCUCAUUGCUGCGGGCAGCCUCGUGCUGCUUGCGACCACGUUAACGCUAUAUGGAAUUGUUAAGGGACUGUGGGCUAGGUACCGUGUAACUGUGAAUAAGACUAAUUCAACUGACGAAGUAGCACAGUCAGAACCAGCGAAAGAAGUUAUUCAGUCUGAAUCAGCCAAAGAAGUUCAGUCUGAAUCAGCCGAAGAAGUUCAGUCUGAAUCAGCUGAAGAAUCAGCUGAAUCAACUGAACACGCUGUUCAGUCUGAGUCUGCCGAAAUUCAGUCUGAAUCAGCCGAAGAAGUUCAGUCUGAAUCAGCCGAAGAGUUCAGUCUGAAUCAGCCGAAGAAGUUCAGUCUGAAUCAGCCGAAGAAGUUCAGUCUGAAUCAGCCGAAGAAUCAACUGAAUCAACUGAACACGCUGUUCAGUCUGAAUCAGCCGAGGAAGUUCAGUCUGAAUCAGCUGAAGAAGUUGUUCAGUCUGAAGCAGCCGAAGAAGUUGUUCAUUCUGAAUCAGCCGAAGAAGUUCAAUCUGAAGCAGCCGAAGAAGUUGCACAGCCUGAAACAGCCGCCGAUGCUGUUCAGUCUGAACCAACCGAAGAGGUUGCUCAGCAGGGGCCGAAAGCUUCCCAACCUGAUGUUUCUCAGCCUGCGGAGGCCGCUGAACAGCACGCUUCUGAUGGGGCCGACAGCCCUAACUGGCUUGACCUCAUUAACCCUAACAAUGAAGAUCUCAUUGGCUUCACUUUGUCUCAAGAGCCUAAUCCCAAGACGCUCGCCCAGAAAGCUCUCAGGCAAUUUAAGAAGGAAGAAUAGAAGAAAGAAGCUUUGAGGCAGGAAAUUUUGAAGAAAAAGGAGAAGGAAAUGAAGGAAAGGCCAGACGGCUUCGUUGUUAUUGACGGUAACCAACACGUGG
Penaeus monodon (black tiger shrimp) is the source of this 1278-nucleotide messenger RNA. RefSeq lists its product as uncharacterized. Bases 106 to 1194 code for a protein of 362 amino acids. The record is from RefSeq and is a predicted model, not a curated record. The transcript has a single exon. NCBI's taxonomy places the organism in Eukaryota, Metazoa, Arthropoda, Malacostraca, Decapoda, Penaeidae.